Molecule: messenger RNA, 1038 nt
Organism: Arctia plantaginis
Lineage: Eukaryota; Metazoa; Arthropoda; Insecta; Lepidoptera; Erebidae
Source: the annotation of a GenBank genome assembly
AUGGCAGCCACCAACAACCCCUACAGCAGUCUGUUGAAGGGCAUCGAAGUCAAUGGAAAGCAGUUCAAGUACUUCGAUGUGACAGCCCUGGGGGAGAAAUAUGAUCGUCGCCGUACCGGUGAGGGUAUUUGGGGUGUUGUGAGGGCUGCGACAACUUCCCGGUGCUGGAAAAAGAUGUUCAAAGAUCUUACAGGAGUACCCGCCGUAGUAGACUUCGCAGCUAUGCGUGACGCUGUCAAGGAUCUGGGAGGAGACCCUCAGAAAAUCAACCCUAUCUGUCCAGCUGACCUGGUCAUUGAUCAUUCUGUGCAAGUUGAUUUUGCGAGAAGCCCUGAUGCCCUGAAUAAGAAUCAAGAACUUGAGUUUGAGAGGAACAAAGAGAGAUUCCAGUUUUUGAAGUGGGGAGCUCAAGCCUUUGACAACAUGUUAAUCGUGCCACCAGGUUCUGGGAUUGUACAUCAAGUAAACUUGGAGUACUUGGCUCGCGUGGUCUUUACUGGUGAUCUACUACACCCUGACUCCGUCGUGGGAACCGACUCUCAUACUACCAUGAUCAACGGUCUUGGAGUAGUUGGAUGGGGAGUGGGAGGCAUUGAAGCGGAAGCUGUGAUGUUGGGUCAGGCCAUCAGCAUGUUGAUACCGAAGGUCGUGGGGUACAAGCUGAUCGGUGAACUAAAUCCCUUGGUCACUUCCACUGACCUGGUUUUGACAAUCACCAAGCAUCUGCGAGCGUUGGGCGUGGUGGGCAAAUUCGUGGAGUUCUUCGGGCCAGGAGUGUUCGCUCUCAGCAUCGCCGACAGAGCUACAGUGGCCAAUAUGUGUCCGGAGUUCGGUGCUACGGUCGCACACUUCCCCGUUGACGAGCGCUCGUUGCAGUAUCUCAGUCAAACCAAUCGCGCCAAGGAAAAGAUCGACAUUAUUGAAGCAUAUCUGCGCGCCACAAAACAGUUCAGAGACUACAAUAACCCAGAACAGGAUCCUAUCUUCUCUGAGGUAAUACUGAAGCAAUUUUAUAUCAUACAUAGAACCGUGGGGUGA